AUGUUCUCUCUACGACCCUCGCUACGUCCCCUUCGUUUUUCGCCAUGGAGGAAGUCCCCUUCGCGACCUUAUUCAUCGCCCGGUCCAGCUUCGUCAUCCCCCAAAGACUCCCGUUCUCGUUUGCGCCGCCUCAAUGAUCGCCUGCCGUCGUUUCUGCGGACCUACACGACGCCGCUCCUGGGGGCUCCCGGAACGCACAUCACCUCCUUUCUUAUCUUACACGAGAUCACAGCGAUCGUCCCCCUCUUUGGUCUGGUGGGGGCCUUUCAUUAUGGGAAUUGGCUACCGGAUCUGACGUCGAGUGGUGCAUUCGAAGACGGCACGCGGCGCUUUGGCCGGUGGUUGCGCAAGAAAGACUGGGUAGAGGAAGAUGCGGAGGUGGACAUGGAGUUGCUGGCGAGGGAGCGAAGGGAAGGGUCGGCCGACUACAAAGGCUUGAGCUCUCCACGGGACGGAGAGAAGAAAGGCAUGCGUUUAGUGUGGGAGUUCGCGACGGCUUAUGCAGUCACGAAGGCUCUGCUGCCGCUGCGAAUCGCCGCCAGCGUCUGGGCCACGCCGUGGUUUGCGAGAACCGUUCUGGGUCCCGUCGGGGGGAGAAUCCAGACGCUGUUUCGGCGGAAGUAG
Messenger RNA from Aspergillus affinis, 624 nucleotides. RefSeq lists its product as uncharacterized. Bases 1 to 624 code for a protein of 207 amino acids. The record is from RefSeq and is a predicted model, not a curated record. The transcript has a single exon. Gene Ontology annotation, cellular component: mitochondrion. NCBI's taxonomy places the organism in Eukaryota, Fungi, Ascomycota, Eurotiomycetes, Eurotiales, Aspergillaceae.